CCACUUCCGAGCUGUGGAGGCUGCUGUCAAGGAGGACGCCCUGGAGCUGCUGAUGAGCGUGGUGUCCCAUCAUUCCAACGAACUUCCUGCCAUCUUGGGCGAUUCCGGACUGAGCCACGCCGACCGUGCUGCUCACCUCAACGCCCUCAAGAUGAACUGCUACUUGCUGACUGGCCUGGUGGAUGCCUUCGAAAUUGAAACCUGCAAGAGUGGGUUGUUGGAGGUGGAUCCUGGUGGGAAGAACAAGAAGAACCGUACCAAGAUCUCGGGAUCCUUUUGGGAAGAGGAGAGGGAGCCGCUUUUACGGCUGCUCACACAGCUGCUACAGCUGGAUCUCCGUCAGCUUUGGGGUGGUUUGGUGGUGGAAGAAGAGUUUGUCAGCUUAAUGACAGGAAGCUGCUACCGUGUCCUGGAGAAUGCAAGCAUCGGUCUUCAGAAGUACCGGGCCACGCGGGAGGCUGUGACACAUCUGCUUGCUGCGGCUCUGGUUCACUAUGAUCACAUGUUCAGUGCCACUCUGAAGAUCACGCAGAUGCUGCAGCACUUUGAACACGUAGCCCCGGUGUUUGCACAGGCUGUGAGCCUCUGGGCUACAGAUUAUGGUCUGAAAGGCCUGGUGGGCGAAUUGCUAAGGGAAAUCGGACAGAAAUGCCUGCAGGAUCUGGCUCGUGAUGCUUCUGGAAUCAAGGGUUAUGCCACCUUUAUAACAGAACUGGCUGAACACAUUCCAGCUCUAGUGCUCUCCAACAUAAGCGUUCUCCUGCGUCACUUGGACGGAGAGAGCUACGUGAUGCGAAACGCCAUUCUGGCGGCUAUGGCAGAAGUGCUGCUGCAGGUGCUGAAUGGUGACCAGCUGGAGGAAGCUGCCCGUGGCACUCGGGACCAGUUCCUGAAUAUGCUGCAGGCCCACGUCUGGGAUGUCAACGGCUUCGUGCGCAGUCGUGUGCUCCAGCUUUUCACUCGGAUUGUUCAGUGCAAGGCCCUGCCUUUGACUCAGUUUCAGUCGGUGGUGUCGCUGGCUGUUGGGCGCCUCAAAGACAAAUCCGUGAUAGUCGUCAAAAACGCGAUCCAGCUCCUGGCUGCGUUUUUAUCCAACAACCCCUUCUCCUGCAAGUUGAGCUGUACUGACUUAGCUGAGCCGCUGAAGAAAGAGGUCCAGAAGCUGCAAGAAAUGAGGGGCUGUGACAGAUCUACAGCAGCUCCAGCAGUCACCCCAGAGGAAGAGUGGGAAGCGAUGCUGCCAGAAGUUAGGGCUGCCACACAGCAGCUCUUUCUGCGGCUGCAGGAAGAGGAAGAGGAAGAGGAGGUGCUGGAAAUCGAGGAAACAGUGGAGAGUACAUCAGAGCGAAUCACUGGGCUGCUGAGGAAGCUGAAUUACAAGAGUGCAGCCCGCCUUACGCAGAAGGCCCUGGGUCGCUUCCAGGGGAAGGAGCCCUUCAGCAGCCCCACAGAGGAGGAUGAGGAGGCAACAAUCCUGGCCGUUCUGAAGAGACUUUACACAGGUUCGUGCACUGAAGAAGGCUUCAAGACUGAAGAAGUUGUACCAGAAGAGCAGCUUCAAACAGAGCUGGUCAAACAGGAGAUGUUGGUGCAAUACCUGCAAGAUGCUUACAACUUCUCCGUGAAAAUCACAGAAGCCCUGAGCCUGAUCAGCAAGAUGAUGUAUGACAGCUGUGUCUCAGUGGUGCAGGAAGCCAUCGAGUUCUUUGUGACGGUCUCGCAGUUCGGCGUGCCCCAGGCACUGCUCGGAGUCCGCAGGAUGCUCCCGCUCAUAUGGUCGAAGGAGGCUGGCAUUAAGGAGGCCGUGCUGAACGCCUACAGGCAGCUCUACCUGAGCCCCAGCGGGGAUUCGGAGAGGGCCAGGGCCCAGAGCCUGGUGCAUUCUCUCUCUCUCAUCAUGGUGGAUGCUUCGCUAGGAACGAUACAGUGCUUAGAAGAAAUAAUCUCAGAGUUUGUGCAGAAAGAUGAAAUAAAGCCUGCUGUGAUCCAGCUGCUUUGGGAACGAUUCACGGAAAAAUCUCCGUGCUCGUCGCUAGAACAACGUGCUGCGGUGAUGCUGCUGGGGAUGAUGGCACGGGGGAAGCCAGAGAUCGUAGGGAGCAACUUGGAUGUCUUGGUGACAGUGGGGCUGUCGGAGAAGGCGUGCGAAGACUUUCGCCUGGCUCAGGAAGUAUGCAACGCCAUCUCCAAACUCGCCAGCAACCCGAAGCCAGCACUGGGGAAGAAGGAUGGACCUUUUCGACUGCCGCAGGACCACAUGCUCUUUGAGUGCCUGAGUGAGACUGUGACUAAAGGCUUUGCCCAGCCAAGUGGUCACUGGAUCCCCUUCAUGGAGGCAGCAGUAACGCUCAUCUACCAGCUGGCAGAAGGGGCGGAGGAGAUUUGUGCUCACAUCCUGCAGGUGUGCAGUCAGAAAGCUCUGGAGAAGCUGCAGGAGGCUGAUGAGCAGAAAGCUGAUCCAGAGGUUUCUCCCAGCAGACUGGUGUCCCUCGUGGGACAGGUGGCACUGCGGCAGGUGGCGUAUUUGGAAGUGUCAGUGAGUGCAGAGCUACGCAGACGCCGCAUCCUCACAGAGGAGGGGAAGACCAAGAAGCCACCUGGCAGCAGCAUGAAGAAGCAGAGACCCCAGAGCACAGGAAACGAGACCACCACUAUGGAGGAGGAGCUGGGCCUCGUGGGCGCCUCAGCUGACGACACGGAGGCUGAGCUCAUCCGCAGUAUUUGUGAGACGGAACUUCUAGAUGGGAAGCACCUGCUCUCUGCCUUCGUUCCACUGGUGCUCAAGAUCUGCAACAACCCGGGGCUCUACAGUGACGCGGCGCUCUCGGCUGCUGCAGCCCUGACUCUUGGCAAAGUCUGCAUGAUCAGCUCGGAGUUCUGUGACUCCCACUUGCGCCUGCUGUUCACCAUGAUGGAGAAGUCCACUCUGCCUGGUGUGAGAGCCAACCUCAUUAUUGCAGCAGGAGAUUUGGCCAUCCGUUUCCCCAACCUGGUGGAGCCUUGGACAUCACAUCUCUAUGCCAGGUUGCGGGACCCCUGCCCAAGCGUGAGGCAGACGGCUGGGCUGGUGAUGACUCACCUCAUCCUCAAAGACAUGGUAAAGGUGAAGGGCCAAGUGAGCGAAAUGGCAGCUCUGCUCAUAGACCCAGAGGAGGCAAUCAUGGGAGUGGCUCAGAACUUUUUCAGUGAACUCUCCAACAAGGGUAACGCCAUCUAUAACCUGCUUCCAGACAUGAUCAGUCGUCUCUCGGAUCCCAGCUGUGGCAUAGAGGAGGAAUCCUUCCGCACUAUUAUGAGACAUCUCUUCUCCUAUAUUACAAAAGACAAACAGACAGAGAGCUUGGUGGAGAAACUUUGUCAGCGAUUCCGGACUGCCAGAACCGAGCGUCAGUAUCGGGAUCUGUCCUUCUGCCUUACACUGCUUCCCCUCUCGGAACGGGGCCUUCACAAGCUGCAGGACAACUUUGAGUGCUUUGCAGACAAGCUCCAAGACCCAGCUGUCUACAGUUCUUUCCAAACUGUGCUGUCUCGAUUCCGCAGAGCAGGUGGCAAACCUGAGACUAAAGUUCUGGCUGAAGAGCUGGAGCAGAAGCUGUCUGCCUGCCAUAACCGAGGGCUGGAUUCAGCAGAGACGUGCCAGGAAGGCAGCAAAACUCCGAUGCCAGAGAUGGCCAAGCGGAAACCAACAGGAAGUUCACGCCGCCAGCCCCUCAGCACGGCCAACAGGGAUGAGGAUUUCGUCACACCCCAGCCUCGAACCCUCCGAAACCACAAGCGUGCUCAAAAGCACCCUCUCCCAAAAAAGCUGUUAUCACCUUCUCCAGUGAUGAGGAGAACAGCUCUGAGGACGAGCUCUCGGCAGAACUAAAAGAGGAAGAAACCCCCACCAAAACAACCCCCAUCACCAGAUCUUCAGCCCGCCGGCUGCGCUGAGGGAGCCAUCUGCCACCGGCUUUAACUAAAAAUAAAACUUGUUUUAUGCA
Messenger RNA from Tauraco erythrolophus (red-crested turaco), 3983 nucleotides. The record is from RefSeq and is a predicted model, not a curated record. Lineage: Eukaryota; Metazoa; Chordata; Aves; Musophagiformes; Musophagidae.